GCUACUUGAGAAAGACAAAGGAAAAUGUCAAAACAUCAUUCAUCAAAGAUUAGGUCCAAGUUUAAGCCAAGUGCAAAGAACUCAUCGCCGAAAGUCCAUCUUCCCAAGAUGUAUCGGUCGCCAGGACCCGAAAUACAAGUGACAAGUCUUUGCGAUGAGAGCCCUAGCAAUGCUGGAAUGUCAGAAGCUACAAACAAUGAAGUUUAUCUUAGCCCUCCUCAGGAUUUCAAGUUUAAUAAUACAAGUGACUCGCAGCUAAAUUAUAUGAAGAAAGCAUUCCCCAUUGUCAAGAAGGUGAAAGGACCAUAUAAGAAGGGCUCCCAGGUAUCCAGUAGGAUGACUCAUGACGUGAAUAGCUAUAUCGCUAAGGGCCCAACAGCGGCGGUAAGUAAGCAAGCCCAAAAGUUGCUGCAGAGCUUAGUCGAGGACAUAGAUACCUUCCACUGAGUAUCUUGCCUCCAAAAGUGUGCGAGAGCUUUCAUGAAAAAUAUUCGUAAAAUGGGUGGGCUUAGCCUAGAAGAGCUCGAUGUUAAAGAUCUCAGCAACCGAUUGAGCAAGAACAAGUCAAAGGCUAGUUCUUCCAAAGUGAAAUUUUUGAAGCAAUUCUUGAGUAAUCCGAAGGAACGCAAGGAGUUCUACAAACACGAGUCCAAGAACUUAGCUGUAAUUGCUCCUCUGCUUUAUAAAGAAAUGGUAGAGCAGUACUACAACUCACAUACCGAAGUAGAUGGGGAAAGGCUGGUGAAGGUAAACCUUGACCCUCAGAAGCCUUUCGUGCCAGUAAAACGAUUCGAAAAAGACCAAAAGCGAUGCAAGAGUUUGGACUACAAGAUCCCUAACCCAACAAAAGUUCCUAAACUAAAGGAAAAGUUGAAGAAAGCCAAGAAGGCUAAAAACCAACAAUCUAAUGAUAAAUCAGUCUCCUCGAUUACAAGAGCCCCAUCAAAUAGCACAAUUAUCCAGCAACAAAGAACUAACUUGUCAAGGAAGCAGAUGCAGUAUUAUAAGCUCAUAGGGACCGCUGAUAUCGAAGUAGUUGAGUACCGAGGCAAAAAGCCCAUCCCUCAGAAGAAGUACCUUCUCAGUGAUAGGUCUAAGGGUCGAUCUUUUGAGAAGACUAGCAAAUAGCUCUAACAAGAUCCGACUUCUCAGUAAAGACAGCAUUGAUCAGAAUAAUGGAUCAGGAAAAAAUCACUUGCCAAGUAUUAAGGUUUCGAGGAACCAUGACUCGAAGCUUUCAAGACGGCUUCAGGCUUCAAAGACUCAUAAAAUUAUCAAGACUAUUCAGAAGCCUGACUCGCUUCGGAAGAAAGAUGAUGAUUAUGAGUGGGAAACCACUAAUGGAGCCGUACCUCAUCAUGUUGGGAUGGACCUCAGGCACAAUAAAGAGCUAAAUCAUGAUUCGGCAAUGUCUGAGGAAGAGAAGUAUGACUAUAAAAAGACUGUCUUCCCAAAGCAUAUUUCUCCAAUAAAAAAUGCAGGAAGCCAUCAGCGACCAAGCCUUAAAAAGCAGAUGUCUACUAAGAUCCAGAUGGAGAAUAUUGAGAAGAACCUAUACUCAGACAGGAGCUCUUUGAAUAAGGAAUUCGACCAAAUGAAGCAUUUUGCCAAUAAAAAUCAGGGAUUCGAAAGUCGGAAUUAUCAGAAAUUAAUCAACCAGACAGAGACUCGAAGGAAAAAGCCCUUACAGCUUGAAGAGAAGUCUCUUGAUGACAUAGCUCAUAAGAUGGAGAAACUCUUGGCCCAAGUCCCUCUAGAGAAGCGAGGAAAGUUCUUGCUCAACUUCUUGCCUAGCCCAAAGAUUAGUAGUGAGAGCUCGAAGGGUAGAAUCAGCCAGGAAGAUAUCAAGAACGGAGACUACACAAUGUUCGUAGACUCUUCUCAAGAACAGAGUAGCAUCUAGAAGCAUUGAUUAGAAGAUUUCAAUUUGGCUAUAAA
Moneuplotes crassus is the source of this 1938-nucleotide messenger RNA. NCBI's taxonomy places the organism in Eukaryota, Ciliophora, Spirotrichea, Euplotida, Euplotidae. The record is from the annotation of a GenBank genome assembly.